AGAAGUAGUUCACUUGGAGUUUCACAAUAUCCUUGUCAGACAAUAGUUACAAAACUCAAGGAGGCAUGGAAGCACUUCUGCCUCGGGCCAGCACAGUAUAUAGCCCUGGAGCUGAGUCUGGCUUUCUCUCUAAAAGAACUUAAUUUUUUUUUCUUUAAAAAAAACGAUUACAAAUGAGUAUUUUUAAAAACUGCUUACUGGGGCACGUCGUUUGAUUGAUCUUCUGACCUGGGGUAGCCAGAAACCACCCACAGAGAUCCACUACGAAGGAAGCUGAUUGUUUUCUUACUGGGUCUCAUAGAGAUUAAGGAGCUCGGGGUUUAUCAGAUAUCAAUGUAACUAUUGAUGCCAAACUACAUCCAAAGCGAAAGAAAGAAAAGGAUGAGAAGUUGGAUUUUAAAUUUGGAUCAGGAAAAAUGCAACACAUGGCAUUCAUCCCAACCUACGAGGAGUACAGUAAUGAAGCGCUUUCAGUGGUGAGUGAAGAUCAGUCGUUGUUUGAGUGCGCCUACGGAACGCCACAUCUUACUAAAACGGAGAUGACCGCAUCUUCUUCCAGUGACUAUGGGCAAACCUCGAAAAUGAGUCCACGCGUGCCUCAGCAAGACUGGCUCUCUCAGCCUCCAUCCCGGGUCACCAUCAAGAUGGAAUGCAAUCCUACUCAAGUCAAUGGAUCAAGGAGCUCCCCGGAUGACUGCAGUAUAGGAAAAGGAAGCAAAAUGGGCGCAGGGUCCGAUAAUGUUGGAAUGAAUUAUGGCAGCUACAUAGAAGAAAAACACAUUCCACCCCCAAAUAUGACAACCAAUGAGAGGAGAGUUAUUGUACCUGCUGACCCUACUUUGUGGAGCACAGAUCACGUCCGACAGUGGCUAGAAUGGGCGAUAAAAGAAUACGGGCUUCCAGAUGUCGAUGUUCUUCUAUUCCAAAACAUCGACGGGAAGGAAUUAUGCAAGAUGACCAAAGAAGAUUUCCAUCGGCUAACUCCAAGUUACAAUGCCGAUAUCCUCCUCUCACAUCUUCACUACCUCAGAGAAACUCCUCUUCCACAUUUGACUUCAGAUGAUGUUGAUAAGGCCUUACAAAACUCGCCACGGUUAAUGCAUGCUAGAAAUACAGGAGGCGCAUCUUUUAUUUUCCCCAACACAUCCGUUUAUCAAGACGCAAGCCAAAGAAUCACCAGCAGGCAAGAUUUAUCAUAUGAGCCCUCAAGGAGAUCUGCUUGGACCAAUCAUCCAGCCCCACCAACAAAAGCAUCUCAACCACCAGCCACAGUUCCCAAAACAGAAGACCCCAGACCACAGCUAGAUCCAUAUCAGAUUCUUGGGCCAACGAGCAGCCGCCUUGCUAAUCCAGGAAGUGGCCAAAUUCAGCUCUGGCAGUUCUUACUGGAACUUCUUUCCGACAGUUCCAACUCCAAUUGUAUCACUUGGGAAGGAACCAACGGAGAGUUUAAGAUGACCGAUCCCGACGAAGUGGCGAGACGUUGGGGGGAGAGGAAAAGCAAACCCAACAUGAACUACGACAAGCUCAGCCGCGCACUCCGUUACUACUAUGAUAAAAAUAUUAUGACUAAAGUCCACGGCAAGCGCUAUGCCUACAAGUUUGAUUUUCACGGGAUUGCUCAAGCUCUUCAACCUCAUCCUCCAGAGUCCACCAUGUACAAGUAUCCCUCAGAACUGCCAUAUAUGAGCUCAUACCAUGCACAUCCACAGAAGAUGAACUUUGUUGCCCCCCAUCCUCCAGCUCUACCUGUGACAUCGUCAAGUUUCUUUGCAGCCCCUAACGCAUACUGGAAUUCACCAACUGGAAGUAUUUAUCCGAAUACCCGGCUGCCAGCUAGCCAUAUGCCUUCUCAUCUCGGAACCUACUAUUAAAUGAAGCGACGAAAGACUAUAUUGUGGGUAAUGGUCCCUACUUUGUUGCAACUGACUCUGAAUUGAGUUGACUUACAAGUGCCUUUUAUAAUAGAUACACGACAAAGGGGGACAGUGCAGGAAAGAAAUGUUCUAGAGCGUAGGGUUGAAAAGAAUUUAUUACUAACGAAGUUCAGAUGCUAACGAUGUUAUAUAGAAGGCAUCGAGGCUUUGGACCAAUAUAUAUAUGAGACUUUAAACCGAAGUCUGUAAAGGAUUCUCCUAAAAUGGUUUUGAAUUGAUUCUACAAUGUCAUACACUCUUUCUUUAAUGACAGCAAUUGAUAGAAGAAAAAAAAUAUAUAUAUAAAAAUAUAUAUGCCAGACAGUUACCAUGAAAAUGCCGUUUUUUAAACUUCUGAUUUAAGAAAAAGGAAAUGAACAGUAUUUAGAAAAACAGAUGUAUAUAUAAAAAUCUCAUAGAAAAGCUAAUGUAAAUUGCACAUUAUCACCAUUGAGUUCAUACUAAUGUUAUUAUUGUUUUGUAACAGAGGAGGGGGGGAAAAAAUGGAAACGUAUCGGAAAAUGUCAUUGUCAAAACUGUGAAAAUUAUCCACAUUUGUUUUUUUUCUUGAUAUUCAGCAAAGAGAAGGUCGUGCUCUAUGGAAAUAAGAAUGUGCUAAAAGAGAAGUUUAUUCUAGUUCAGGAGGCAGAUAUGGAAAGAGCAGAGGGAAAAGUGGUGGAGGAUGCGGGAUACGUUUCUAUAGAAGAUACGAAGGACGGUUUUUAGGGUCUUACUUGGAAAUGUUUUUGACAGUAUUACUUGUGCCGCGACAGUGUUCCGUGAGGCAGAACAAAAAAAAAUACAAAACCUGGAUAAACAUUGAAAAGGGAAAUAGUAUAGGUUAGAAGAAUUUUCUCUAAUUGUAUUAUAAAACUGGAAUUGUCUGAUAUGUAAAGGGAACAUUUAGGAUCUCGUUUUUGUACACAGCAUUCUUGCAUUUUCUUCUAAGAGAAGCGUGGCCUUUCUGGGAAAAGGGGGGGAUAAAUAUCAAAUUUAAGAAGAAAUAUAAAUAUCUGGUGUUCUCUUUUUUAUUAGAAUUUUUAUAAAUACGCUGCAUCCGAGCUCUUCCAUAACCGUUGUUAGACAAUAGAUUUAAUAUCGCACUGAUUUUUAACAGCAAUAAAAAAACACCUUUAUAGAAAUAUAUUACGUGGGAUCCUAUAAAGACCUUUUCCAGUUUUGCUACCUAUGCUCUCAGGGUGGAAUUUGUAUGCAAUGUCUUUUUUUUUUAUUUGAUCUCUUUAACGGAAGUCCGGACGGAGCGUAAAGGCGGAGCUUCCCCUGAGCUCAGGAAUAUGACUUCUCGUGUUAUUGUUUUUGUUUUUUUCUCGAAAAAAAAAAGCAGGCGCCAGUUUUAUAUGAGCCGCGAACGCUGUGCGUUCGUCAGAUUGAAGUAUACAAGUCAAUGGUAUUUUUCAUUUUUUUUUUUAUAUAUAUAUAAUUAUAUAAGUUAUGCAUUUAUACACUACGAGUUGAACUCGGCCAAACCAAAGAAACAAGGGACAUUGUAAAAAAAAAGAAAAAAAAUGUUGUGGCCUUGAAUUUAAACUCUGUAUGCUUUGUUGUUUACAGUAUGAACUAGUAGUACUUAGACUGCGGUUUGUGAGCAAUACCAUUAGCUUGGCCUAGCAUGGCAUUGUAGUUUGCCUUAGCAUAUAAACAUGACCAAAAUCACCAUCCCAUCCCUUAUUUUUUUUUUAAUGCAACAUUUCUAGGACCGCCUUCAUAAAAAUGUCAAGUUUUGACGUAAUCUUGAAACAAAAAUUGGCCCAGGAAAUCUUAUAUAGUUGUAAAACAUUAUAUAUAGGGUGAAUUUUUUUUGCGAGGUGUGGAUUCACGGCUAAUGUCCCCAUUUCGCCAUUGGAGAAUUAUUUAGCAGAACUGCUGCGGAAAAUUCGCCGCGCAUCAACAAAAAGUUGUGCGGGCGUGUCAAAAUAGGCGUGGUCACUGUAAAAUAGGUGUGGUCACUGCUAAAUAGGCGUGGUCACUCUAAAAUGGCCGCAUCAACAGAAAGUUGCGCAGUGAUGUCAAAAUAGGCGCGGUUGCAGCAAAUUGGGCGUGCUCACUGCCAAAUGGGCGUGGUCAUUGUGAAAUAGGCAUGGUCACUGUAAAAUGGGCGUGAUCACUGAAAAAUAGGCGUGGUCACUGCAUAAAACCACGCGUGCGACAACAAAAGUCUUGCGACAAAUGCGUUUCGCAGAUUUUCUGCCGUUUUGCGAAUUUUUAGGCCGAAACGGGACAGAUUCCCUCAUCGCUAAUUAUAGAAAUUCAAGUGCUUUAUUCACAUUUUAUCAGAUCAAUUUUCAUCCAAGUUUUAAAGGGAAUUUUGAACUUCUUAAUCAUCUUUUUAUACCUGUGCUAACAUGUUCUCAGAGUUUGAAUUAAAAUCUAAAGCAAAUCCAACGUAUUUAUAGGAAACAAUAAAAAAAACAAAAGUAAAAAAAAUAAAGUUUGGGAUUUUUUUUCCAUGUAUUAUUUGUAAACUCUCUGUGGCCCCCUAGAAAAAGCUGUAACCUGCUCCACUUGCUCCACCUUUCAGUAAAGGUGACCUUACACUGCUAGAACUGGGCCCAAUUUGGCCUUCAAUAUACUGCCAGAACUGGGCCCAAUUUGGCCUUCAAUAUACUGCUAGAACUGGGCCCAAUUUGGCCUUCAAUAUACUGCUAGAACUGGGCCCAAUUUGGCCUUCAAUAUACUGCUAGAACUGGGCCCAAUUUGGCCUUCAAUAUACUGCUAGAACUGGGCCCAAUUUGGCCUCCAAUGUACUGCCAGAACUAGGCCCAAUUUGGCCUCCAAUAUAUUGCUAGAACUGGGCCCAAUUUGGCCUCCAAUAUACUGCUAUUACUGGGCCCAAUUUGGCCUCCAAUAUACUGCUAGAACUGGGCCCAAUUUGGCCUCCAAUAUAUUGCUAGAACUGGGCCCAAUUUGGCCUUCAAUAUACUGCUAGAACUGGGCCCAAUUUGGCCUCCAAUAUAUUGCUAGAACUGGGCCCAAUUUGGCCUCCAAUAUACUGCUAGAACUGGGCCCAAUUUGGCCUCCAAUAUAUUGCUAGAACUGGGCCCAAUUUGGCCUCCAAUAUACUGCCAGAACUGGGCCCAAUUUGGCCUUCAAUAUACUGCUAGAACUGGGCCCAAUUUGGCCUCCAAUAUACUGCUAGAACUGGGCCCAAUUUGGCCUCCAAUAUAUUGCUAGAACUGGGCCCAAUUUGGCCUCCAAUAUACUGCCAGAACUGGGCCCAAUUUGGCCUUCAAUAUACUGCUAGAACUGGGCCCAAUUUGGCCUCCAAUGUACUGCCAGAACUGGGCCCAAUUUGGCCUCCAAUAUACUGCUAGAACUGGGCCCAAUUUGGCCUCCAAUAUAUUGCUAGAACUGGGCCCAAUUUGGCCUCCAAUAUACUGCCAGAACUGGGCCCAAUUUGGCCUUCAAUAUACUGCUAGAACUGGGCCCAAUUUGGCCUUCAAUAUACUGCUAGAACUGGGCCCAAUUUGGCCUUCAAUAUACUGCUAGAACUGGGCCCAAUUUGGCCUCCAAUAUACUGCUAGAACUGGGCCCAAUUUAGCCUCCAAUAUACUGCUAGAACUGGGCCCAAUUUGGCCUCCCACAUAAAGGGCCAAAGCACUGGUAUUAGGACCUUAUCAAUGCACCAGAUAAUGAUUGGACAUAAUUGAUGAUGGGCCUUAACCACGGGCCAAUAAGCUUUCAGCUUAGUUCAGAGAGACUGAGUUAGCAGUUUUAAUCAGUCUGUGUAUGGUUAACUUAACAUAGACAUAUCCCCAAAAACUUCAGCUUUUCUUAAGGGGCGUUUUUUUUUUUUAAUUUAAAUUCAUGUUUUUCCACGGUUUGAGAAAAUUGGGUGCAAAAUGAUGAUAAAAGCUAUUUUUGAAUGUGAGUUGAUCAAAUUUGAAAAAUUCAAACGAUAAACUUCAGCAGCUAAAACCCGCCAAUUUUCUAUAGAAGUCAAUUUUCAACUAUAUUUGUAAGAAUGUUUUUCAGUGAAUGGAAUAACAACGAUUUUUAAUGUGGUCACCCACAAACUAAUUCUCAAAAUUCAAGUUUUUCCUUGUAUAUACGGCAUUUUAUUCCAAAAUCUAGUUUCCAAAAAACUCAAUAAAUUAUUACAUUUACAUUGGGCUGAGCAUAUUGUUUAACUGCUUAGUACAUUCAGUUUUGUGCCAAAUAUUUAUAAAAAAACCACCAAAAUCAUCUUCAACGGCCAACGCUGACCCAAGGUAUAGAUACCCAGUGAGUAUAACUCAGGGUUGCUAGGCAACAUAUUAAUGCUGCUACAUCCCAAGCUUGGCCGAACGCUUGGAUAAUCAAGGUCAGCGCCAUGAUAUAUGAACAUGGGAACCAAAUGGGAAUGUGAUUGGUUCAUGUAGCCGCCAUUGUGUCCAAUGUUUUUGUAGCAUUAAACAAAACUGCCAUUCCAUAGAUAUUCAUAGCAUUCCCCAUAUCCAUAUUGUACGUGUCUUGGUUGGGUGAUUUUGUCGGGAAGAUCGGUGUUAAAGAUUCCAUUAUUAUCAGUUUCUUAUGGCGAAAUGGACUUUCCGUCGUUGCUUUGUACUGCACACAAUACAGAUAUGGCCUUUAGUCCUUUUGAUAAACUUCUCUGUAAAAAAAAAAAAAAAGAUGGGCGGGGUUAGAUGUGUAGAUAGGGGGGGGCCCAAAAUCGGCAAAAAUUGACUCAACGAGUAUUUACCUUGGUACCUAAAGGGGUUAAAAAAUGUACAUAAAUAUGUGGAGAAUAUUAGAAAAUAUUUUCAUAUUUCUCUGAAUUAAUUGAAAAGAACCAAAAAAACCCAAAAACAAACGCCCUCUGUUUUUUACCGACCACUACAUUUGUACUUACUAUGUAAAACUCACGAGGGUUGUGUUAUAUGUGUAACCAGGACCUAACACUAAUUGAUUCUUUGUUGCAUUAAAGGCAGCUUGUUAGAUGUGUCAGAAGAAAAAGACUUUGUCUAAAGCAGCAGUACUAAUUAUUAUUUAAAGAAAUCAAAUAUAUAAACCAAUAAAAUCAUCAACAAAAA
Xenopus tropicalis (tropical clawed frog) is the source of this 6946-nucleotide messenger RNA. It is a transcript of the gene erg, whose product is annotated as v-ets avian erythroblastosis virus E26 oncogene homolog. Gene Ontology annotation, biological process: regulation of DNA-templated transcription; DNA-templated transcription; regulation of transcription by RNA polymerase II. Gene Ontology annotation, molecular function: sequence-specific DNA binding; DNA binding; DNA-binding transcription factor activity. The record is from RefSeq and is a predicted model, not a curated record. NCBI's taxonomy places the organism in Eukaryota, Metazoa, Chordata, Amphibia, Anura, Pipidae. Gene Ontology annotation, cellular component: nucleus. The transcript is spliced from 10 exons. The coding region runs from base 417 to 1874 and encodes 485 amino acids.